GUCAACCGUUACCAUUGCCAAUGAACCAUUCCCCCAACGAGCUCCAACGUUGCUUCGAUGUCAGCGAUGGAAUUACCCAGCAUGAACAGAAAAUACAGUGAUGAAGAAAAGUCCCAACUCAUCGCAAAUCUCAAUCUCGAGGUUGAACAUCGUACCCGUCAGCUCCGGUCCUGGCUCUCGGGUGGGCUUGAAAAUUUCAAGAUACACCAGGAAGGACAUGUCUCCCGAAUACCGAAGCAGGUUCGCGGGAUAACGAUGCGCGAGUUUGGUGAAAAGUACAAUGGAAAUGUGCAAGCUGCCUUGCGGGGAGUACAGCGAGAGAAGCUGGCUAGCGCAGGCAACGAUCCUACUUUUGGAGAGCUUGACAAGAAUAUGCGGAAGAGAAAGUGGCUGACGAGUCAGGACCAGGAAGCUACCGCAGAUCCGUCUGAGCCAAGAGCCUUGAAGAAUGCUCGCAUGGAAUCACCACAACGAAAACCUGGUUCAUCUACUGAUCCUGGUACGGCUCAACGAACGCGCCUUUUAUCGGAAGUAAUAAAAACGUCUAGCAAGUCCCAGAUUCGACCACUUCCUCGCGUUCCGCAGUCUCCCAGCCCUCAAAAAUCGAGGCCCCCUUUCAACGCUGGCCCCGGAGCCGCCUUCCAAUCCAAGCUACCUUCACCGAGUAAACCUAAAUCAAACAAUCCUCUCACCCGCUCUCGGGUCCCUUCACUAUCGACUUUCAACCCUGUCUUACCACCAAAAACGCCCGGUUAUCCAGGUAGCAAACCGCCAAAUAGCAAUGUGUUACGCUUGCCUCGAAGAGACGAAAGCAUGCUCAGUGUCAAUGGCUCACCAUUGGCCAAUCCCUUCGAAUUUGGCAUGAGGUGGGUCAAAGGAGCAAAUGGCAAUGCAGAGGAGACUGCACCCGGCGCCAACAAGCCCGCACUUAAACGGACGAAGAGCAAUAUUACUAUUUCUCGGGAUCCUUCAUUCAAUACAAAUAGAUUACACUCUCGGGCGCGCUCACAGAGCAGCUUGCGACCUUCGUCCUUCCAACCUUCAUCUACGGCACUUUCACAGACAAACUCUGACGCGACUCUUCCAUUAUCUCAACUAAGUCCCUCACAUAACUUGUUCACACCCACACGUUCACAGCCGACACCGUUCCCUAAGGACUCAGAUCCUCCACCACUUCAGCUCCCUACCUCGACGAGGUCUUAUUCAGUUACGAUCUCGACCAAAGACGGUCAUCUUUUGGAGUUUGAUCCUCUGCAAGCUUCGCCUGGUUCGCUUGAUGCCCUUGAAGGCAUCUCAUCCAGUGCUAAAAAGCAGGCGAGAGAAGAAAUGGGUCGGCUUGUGCAAGCUGCUGUUGACAAAUGGAAGAUACGUUGAGAGGCACGCGGUUGUUUUCUGUCUCUUAUUUAUUUUAUCCGCACACUUUUAUCUGCUCCCGAAUACCAUCUCUGCACUUGUAGAAACACGCAAUGCGCUGUAAUGUAUUAUUGUUCGUGUCCGAACAUUCCAAUUUUGUUGGCCUCGGUGUCUUAUUUUAUUACUUGGAUGUAUAAUGGUGCGGUACUACACGGAACGUUGCCUUAAUCUCCGC
Molecule: messenger RNA, 1588 nt
Organism: Guyanagaster necrorhizus
Lineage: Eukaryota; Fungi; Basidiomycota; Agaricomycetes; Agaricales; Physalacriaceae
Exons: 4
Coding region: 67-1374 (435 amino acids)
Biological process (GO): mitotic sister chromatid segregation
Cellular component (GO): spindle midzone; chromosome, centromeric region; chromosome passenger complex
Source: RefSeq, a predicted model, not a curated record